AUGCCGCCACAGAUCAAGCAAGAUCUGAAUCGCUCAGGCUGGGAGACCACCGACUUGCCUUCAGUCUGCGAGCGAUGCCUCAGCGACAACCCAUACGUCCAGAUGCUCAAGGAGGACUACGGCGCCGCAUGCAAGCUCUGCACCAGACCUUUCACGGUCUUCAGAUGGAAAGCCGACCGAACAGCGAGGCAAAAGCGCACAGGCAUUUGUCUCACAUGCGCGCGACUCAAGAACUGCUGUCAGUGCUGCAUGCUUGAUCUGAGCUUUGGUCUGCCGAUCACGAUCAGAGAUGCUGCGCUCAAGAUGGUUGCGCCGGGACCGCAGAGUGAAGUCAAUCGGGAAUACUUCGCGCAAAACAACGAGCGGGAGAUUGAGGAGGGAAGGGGCUUGGAGGGGUAUGAGCAGACGGAUGACAAGGCGAGAGACUUGCUGCGACGGCUGGCGAGCUCAGAACCAUACUACAAGAAGCAGAGGCGGUUAGAAGCUGAAGGUGAAGAGGGCGGACAGAAGCUGCUGGAGGGAGGUGAGAGCUCAGAAGGAGGACACAGACCAGGACCGAUCCGGACGACAGACUCGAGAGGCAAGUCAGCCUACGGAUCUGCGUAUGGAGCACCAAGCCGCGGAGGUGCGAGUGCUGGCAGAAGUGGUAGAGGCGGCGCGAGAGGCGGCAAAGGAUUUCCAUCUGGAGCUGCUCUACCGAUCAAGCCUGAGGACAUCCUGCCACCCAGAGACACUAACAUCACAUCCCUCUUCAUUACCGGCGUAGAAGACGACAUGCUGGAACACGAUCUGCGAACGCACUUCUCACAAUACGGCGCUUUACGCUCAAUCGUCUGCAGUCACCGAUCACAUUGCGCUUUCAUGAACUACAUGGAUCGAGCUGGAGCUGAAGCUGCGGCGGCUGCAUGUCAAGGCAGGGCAGUGGUCAAGGGUGUACCGCUCAGAGUGCAGUGGGGCAAGCCAAAGCCACUCGACAACAUGGAUCGCGAUCAACGACUGGAAAACGCCAAGGCAGGCCGUGCUGUACAGAGUACUGCCAAAGCAGUUGGCGGUGCCCCUGGCAAGAAGGCGAUUACUAGUGGCCCAGCCGCAGCCGAUGAGUUGGACAGUCUGGCAGCCGUCGCUCCACCGCCUGGACAAGGGGACGUGGAGUAUGCGGCGAUGGCAGGCGAGUGA
Messenger RNA from Zasmidium cellare ATCC 36951, 1176 nucleotides. RefSeq lists its product as uncharacterized. The coding region runs from base 1 to 1176 and encodes 391 amino acids. The transcript has a single exon. Gene Ontology annotation, molecular function: U6 snRNA binding; pre-mRNA binding. Gene Ontology annotation, cellular component: U2-type catalytic step 1 spliceosome; Prp19 complex; U2-type catalytic step 2 spliceosome. The record is from RefSeq and is a predicted model, not a curated record. NCBI's taxonomy places the organism in Eukaryota, Fungi, Ascomycota, Dothideomycetes, Mycosphaerellales, Mycosphaerellaceae.